UGCACCGAUCAUUCGCAGCCGUCAACCGCUGCCGGUCGGAUGACGUCCGGUGACGACCAGCUACGAACGAUCGGCGCGACGACUUGUCCGCCGGCAACGAGACGCACGCUGCACUCGUCGUCGUCGGCCGUGAAGAAAGUCGACGACGGCAUCGCCUUGUGGGGCGUAACGGUCCGGUCCAACUGUCAGAUUGCAUUGCCCGUCUUCGGCACACUGUUUCUGGUCGUCGGCAUAGUGCUCACAGUGAUAUCUUACGGCUGGGUAACUGGAAGCGGCGAAGACGAAUCAAAACGCAAAUUCUAUACGUCGUCGGAAAACGGACGAUUAUUGGGGCCUAUAUGUUUGGUCGUAUCAAUCGUAAUGUUCAUCGCGACAGCUGUGCUUCGGACAAUCAGUACAAAAGCCCGUUUCCGGCAAACUCGCGUCGGAUUCCACUGUCCCGUCCACGGUGAUUUCUUUCCAAUCAGUCCUGGUCCCGAUCCGAGGAAAUUUUCUUUUUCUAUGGAAAACAUUUCUGAAGACCCGUGGACGUGUAACUGCUUAAAUCGAUCGAAGGGAGACUCUCAAGAAACGUUGGCCAUCGAAGACUUGUCCCCGCAAUGUCCGCACAACGGGGCACACGGGAACAAUACUAGGAGUCCGAGUCCCGUGUCCACUUGUCCUACGCCAAAACCGUUUUUGAUAUUCACCGAUUCCGCGCACGGUGCUUGCAAGGAACUAUAUAGCGGAAACACUCUCUUCCCAGACGAACCGUUCGGAUCGAUUCGAUCUCUGUCGGUUCCCAACGAUAACUUGGCCGUGGCGUGUUUUCCGGUCGAACACAAGCCUGAACAGUACUUGAACGUACCAGAAGAUUGUUGGUCUCACAAAAGAUUGAGUUGUCCAAGUCUGCCAUCGGCGGGAGAUGAAUUUCCGCAGCCGGUUCACAAGCCUCUAACGCCACAAGUUGUAAAGGUGACGCGCGAAAUUAAAUUCGUCACGCCUGUAAACAAGAGUCCAUGAGUAUUGAUUAAUUAACCGUGUCAACUAUUCCUGUUUAUUUGAAAAUAAUUUUUUAACAUAUUUUAUGAAUUCAAUAAUUUGUGACUUUCAGAAAUGUGAUAAAUCCGUAGGUAGUAGCCAUAUUAUACUUUAGUCUUUAAGUCUAAACGCCAGUUUUUUCUACACAAAAUCUCAAGUGAAUAUUUAAUACCUAAGUAUAAAAUAAGUAAUAUUUGAUAGUAAAAUCAUUUUUGAAAUAGUAUAGA
Messenger RNA from Melanaphis sacchari, 1247 nucleotides. RefSeq lists its product as uncharacterized. Bases 40 to 1002 code for a protein of 320 amino acids. NCBI's taxonomy places the organism in Eukaryota, Metazoa, Arthropoda, Insecta, Hemiptera, Aphididae. The transcript is spliced from 5 exons. The record is from RefSeq and is a predicted model, not a curated record.